AUGAUCAAGGACAAGGUGCCGACCGUCAUGGUCUGCGGCGCUCGCCGCCGCCUACCGGAGACGGUGGGCCUCGUGCUACUGCUAGUGACCGCGCUGGUCAUGGUGUCUCGCGUGCAGCAGCUAGAUCUAUCGAGGACCCGCGGCACGCAGCGGACUCGUCCCCCUCACAUCUACAACGACAAGGAGACACAGCGCAAGUGCUACAUGGAGCGGGACAUUGGCAUCAUCGGCGCCGUUCAGCAUGCUGCCAAAACCUUCUGCACGAGUGGAGGCUGGGACAAGGAGAAGCAGCAGCCUGUGAGUCCCAACAAGGCGACGAAGGUGGCCACGUUCCGAGUUCCUGGAGGCAUCAAAAGCGCCACGUUCCAGAACCUCAUGCUCGACCUCAUCGACGUCAAGAUCAACGCGCCCAUUGCGAGCAUGGCGCAGGACGGCGGCAAGCACGACCCGCGCUUCAACUUCAAUCCGCGGCUCAUCAACUGCGCGUGUGAUGAACUCACCGACUAUUUCUCCAUGCUUCCCGGCGACCAGGAGCGAAAUGGAGAACAGAUCUGGAAGCCGUCGCUCAUGUCGUUUCCUAGUGGAGUUCCCAAUACCUCGAUAUGCUCGACCGAUAGACCCCCCACUCGUUCCGCUUGGGACUUUGUGAAGAAUCCGACGACGGCACCUGACGGCAACGAGACGGUCGUGUUUGAGAACCCGGUGGUGCUCAUCUCCCGCCGAGACGACCACAACCCGUUCUUUCAGAUAUCGUACGCACUCAACUCGUGGGUCAUGCUCCAAGCUUUGGGCUGGGACCUUACCAAGACUCAAGUGAUCCACCUGGACGGCGGCUACCCGUCCCCAAUCGACGCGUUGCACCAGGGUCUCUUGGCGCCAAACAACGAGCUAAUUGAAGCCUCCACGCUUAUGGGCAAGCGCGUGCACUUCCGUGGAGACGUCCUGCUCGCACCUUAUGAGCUGUCCGGCCCAAUGAUGCAGCACCUGAAUGACAACGAGCCGUGCUUCGACUCGGAGCUGCUCAAGACCUUCCGUGCCCAAUCGCUGCUGUCGCUCGGCAUUACCCCGGAGGUUGAACGCACGAUUGGAGUCACCACAAUUCGCCCGAUGAUCGUGACGGUGAUCACUCGCCGGCCAUACGGAGGUCGAGUACUGCAGCGCGUGUGGGUGAAUGAGGACGAGGUCAUGGACAAGAUUCGCGUCGAGUAUCAGCACCUGGACGUCGUGUUCCGCUCUGUCGAGUACGUGAACCUGACGCUCGCCGAGCAGAUGAGAACCACCAUCGAGAGUGACAUGAUCAUCAGCAUGCACGGUGCUGGCCUUGUCAACGUGCUGUGGUCGCGCCCAAUGACGACGAUCCUGGAGAUCUUCCCCAAGGAGAGAUUCCGCUGGGGGUACCGAAACUUGUGCCAAUUCGUGGGCUGCGACUGGCACCAGUUCCGAGGCGGAGAGGACAUCGGUGAGGACCCAGUGCCGAACACCAAGAGUAAGAAGAUCCCGUACGACGAGUGGAUGGAGUUUUUCGUGCCGCUAUUCAACAGCACGUACGCAGCGUUCGAAGAGCAGCAGGCGGUACUGCGCGGCGACGAUUAG
Molecule: messenger RNA, 1593 nt
Organism: Phytophthora sojae
Lineage: Eukaryota; Oomycota; Peronosporomycetes; Peronosporales; Peronosporaceae
Exons: 2
Coding region: 1-1593 (530 amino acids)
Molecular function (GO): glycosyltransferase activity
Source: RefSeq, a predicted model, not a curated record